Trifolium pratense (red clover) is the source of this 612-nucleotide messenger RNA. RefSeq names its product tubulin alpha-2 chain-like. The record is from RefSeq and is a predicted model, not a curated record. Gene Ontology annotation, biological process: microtubule cytoskeleton organization; mitotic cell cycle. Gene Ontology annotation, molecular function: structural constituent of cytoskeleton; GTP binding. The transcript is spliced from 3 exons. NCBI's taxonomy places the organism in Eukaryota, Viridiplantae, Streptophyta, Magnoliopsida, Fabales, Fabaceae. Bases 1 to 552 code for a protein of 183 amino acids. Gene Ontology annotation, cellular component: cytoplasm; microtubule.
AUGGUUCCUUCCUUGGCUCAUAACAACCAUGAUUCCUUGAGAUUUGACGGUGCAAUCAACGUGGAUAUUACCGAGUUCCAGACAAACCUGGUUCCAUAUCCUCGUAUUCAUUUCAUGCUUUCAUCUUAUGCUCCUGUAAUAUCCGCUGCAAAGGCCUACCAUGAGCAGAUAUCAGUUCCGGAGAUCACCAACUCAGUUUUCGAGCCAUCAAGUAUGAUGGCUAAGUGUGAUCCUAGACAUGGAAAGUACAUGGCGUGCUGCCUUAUGUAUCGUGGAGAUGUUGUGCCUAAAGAUGUGAAUGCAGCAGUUUCAAAUAUCAAAACAAAGAGAACAGUUCAGUUUGUUGACUGGUGUCCAACUGGUUUCAAGUGUGGUAUAAAUUACCAGCCACCAACUGUAGUACCGGGAGGUGAUCUUGCCAAGGUGAUGCGCGCGGUUUGUAUGAUAAGUAACAAUACAGCUGUUGCCGAGGUUUUCUCUCACAUUGAUCAUAAAUUUGAUCUCAUGUAUGCUAAGAGGGCAUUUUUAUUGUCAUGCACUCAUGGCUGUUAAGAAUUAUAUUGACAUGCAAAAAAGAGUUAAUAAAUAGUUCACAUAUAUGAUUGAUUUUAA